This is a messenger RNA of Cygnus olor (mute swan), 6049 nucleotides long. It is a transcript of the gene RABGAP1L, whose product is annotated as RAB GTPase activating protein 1 like. Bases 3808 to 4572 code for a protein of 254 amino acids. The transcript has 7 exons. The record is from RefSeq and is a predicted model, not a curated record. NCBI's taxonomy places the organism in Eukaryota, Metazoa, Chordata, Aves, Anseriformes, Anatidae.
UGUAGGUAACUCUCCUGCUGUUGCGCUUUUACGGGAGAUCUUCAUGAGACGCAGAAACAAAGGGUGAUUCUCAGCUACAGACACAAAAAGGAGAAAAUACACAUUGUUCUAGCACAAGCUGUGUGCAGUAACAUCCACAGAGACUUGGAAGAUGAACUCUUCCUUGACUGAUAUGAUCCUUGUUUUUCAUCUGUUUGUAGGAAACGUUAGUAAUUUUUUGUUAAUAUAAUGCCUAGUACAGUGGGAUCCUGAGCUCGCCUGGAGUCCUAAUGUACUACUGCAAUAGAAUUCAUAGUAAUAAAUAUCCUGCUUUAGAUCAGCAGAGGCAUAGAGCUUCAGUUAUUAAUAUGAUAGCUUGAUAGUUCACAAAAAAAAGAAUAGUUCUGAAAUUUUGGAUCAGUAUUGAUUAUCUUUCUGGUGUAUUUAUUUUAUUGUUACUGCUACGUUCUGUUGCCAUAGAUUUUUGUGUGAUGGAGGUUCUGCCUCUGUUUAUACUUUACAUAGAGUUCAGGAUUCAUUUAUUACUUGCUUAUUUUAAAAAGAGGUUAGAUUUCCUUAGGUGAAGCUGCCAGAGUUGAAGCACUUUACUGCGUAUUGCCCAGUUUUGCUGGGAAUUGAUGUUGCUUACACACACCUGUAUUGUUAUCCUGCUGUUCUUCAUUGUGCCUUAUUAUGUGAAAUGACAUUGCUGUUGGUAUAGAGUAUGCCUGGAAUGUGGAGUAGUAAAUAAUAGGGCGUGCAAAGGUUUACACAGUAUGUGAACGUAAGGAAAGUACACCAUGUUCAGAAAACCACAGUGUGAAAACCUGUGGCAAAAGACUAUGCCAUGCUUCAUAAAUAGGAUGAGAUAGAGUUACAGUUACAGAGAAAGUAAAACUGACUUUUUUUAAUUUUUAUUUUUUUAAAGUAUUUACCUGUGAAUAACGAUGUUUUAAAUAUAGUUCUUUUUAUGUUAAGGAGUGUACAUUCUAUGGUUCAUGAGGACCGGGACUGCUGUAGCAGCCAAGAGUUGUUAACCAGAAAAUUUAUAUUAAAAAAAUAAAAUAAAAAUUCAGUGGUUCACUCAUGCUACUGUGGAAUUAAAAUAAUGCUUAAAACCCAAAGAAGGCUUCUUUAAAGCUCUGUAGGAGCACAUUAACUAGUUAAUCUUGGGCAACCGACGCUGAAGAAUAUUAUCCCCAAACUGCAAACGAGGAUAUAAAAAGUGGCUCUUUGGCCACUGCCUGUGUGAGUCACUGUCACAGUCAAGAUCACAGCCCAAGUUUGGGCUUGUACUUUUGUAACUCACUGGAUUGGUUCUGCUCUUCCUACUGAUGCUGUGAUUAGAGAGAGGCUCCAUAACUGGUUAGCUGCACAUUAAAUGCAAAGUUUGGACUCAUUUUUCAGCUGAUGGAUGUCAUGGAGAAAUGCUUGUAAGUGUUCCCUGCUCCUUGUCUUGCUUGUGUGAUUUUAUUUAUGUGUCAGGCUGAGAUUGGUGGGAAUGGACAUUUCCAUAGUGUUUCCUUGUGGGCAGAAAGUAAAGUCAGCUUCACUUGUCCCUUAAAAGAUCACGCAGCAGCCCAUAUGCUUACAAAUGCAUUUUGUUUUGGCAGCGUCAGUGCUAGACUCUGUCCAGCUGGGCUUGAUUUGGGAAAUGACUGAGUCUCCACUGCUUUGAAGAGCUGGUAUUGCCUCUGAGCAUUGCUCUGAGCAUUGCCUCUAGCAUUGUUGCUAGCUCCCUCUGGCCUUGUGUGCUCUCUGCCUGGGCUGUGCCCCCAAGGCCCAUGUUGUUAUACUUUUUACAGCUUCUCUUCCAGAACAAAAUGUUAUUUUCAUUUACUACCCAGGAAGGAGAUGUUUCUUAGAUGCAUGGAGAUCCAUGCCGAAUAUUCCUCUUCCAGGUCAAGGAGGAAACGUGCUUGCAGUUUGUUGACAGUUUUUAGUUGUACCUGUUACAGAUUUGUUGUUUGCAGCGUGUCACAGUUCUUGUUGCCAAAAGAGAUUUGUUGGGACUAUAGAGAUGUACCUCAGCAACGGGGGUGCGUUGGCACUUCUGAAUUGCAGUGAGGAAGGAUGUCUCUCCGUGAACUGACCUUUUGGGCACAGGAAUGCUGGGGCUGAGGAGCCCCAGGAAAGAUGCCCUGUGCCUGAGGGCAGCAGGGGUGUAUCCAGCCAGCUGGCAGGUGCUGCUCCAAAGCCACCAACCUGAGUGCUCCGUAAGCUCCAGAAAAGGGCUGGUUUUGCGAUGCCAGGCCUGCUGUUCGCCAGUCAUGUUUUCUUGACAGGUCGAGGUCAUGUGCUACAAUAAGAUGUGUUACAUGCCACAGGAGUUCCUGCGCGGCUCCUGUUUCACGUGUUGAUUGCAGUAGACUUGAUUUACCAAAAGAACAGUAUUAAAGAGAGCAAUGAGAUUUGGUGUUUAUUUUCUCCUGUAUUUACAAGUAUUAUGCAGGAAAAGUGUUUUGGUUUUUUUUUUUUUUUUUGGAUGUUUUCACAGUCAACUAAUUUUAUCUUCCAUUACUCAUAACAAGUUAUCACUCAUAUUUUUGUCAGAUUUUAAACGGGUGUAAAGGUAAACAAGUUCUAAAUUCCUGUUUGCCACCACUUUUCAUGAUUUUUAGUUAAAAUAAAUUAAAAAUUGCCUAUAGAAGUCAAUAAAAAAGUGACCUGUAUAUGCAGAGAAAAUAGCAAUAUGAUUCAGAUUGAUAUUUUUCUAUAUUUUUUUUUUUCCGUGUUUAAGAAUAGAACAUCUCAUGUAACAGGGUUGUGGUUGAUUUGAUAUGAAAUUGCUGAAGUUGGAUUUAGGAAUCUUUGAUUUUAAAUAAAAAGGAUAUGUCCAUGCAAAGUUGGCUGGAGUUUUCCAGUCAGACCCUGCCUGUGCCCAGGGUUCUGUUCUGAGGGUAGAAACGCAUUUUCAUCUGUGGACUUUGUUGCACGACAGAGAUGUUGUCUGUCCGAAUAAAGGUAAUUUGGAGAUAACAGCCUUUUGUUUGUGUCUUCAAACUGGAAGCAAAAACUAAUACACUCGUCAUUUUUAUUCAGAGUCCUGGUAACUGAAUGGUAACUGCCAUGAGGAAAAACGUAAGGUAACUCCUGAUGUAGAUUUUUUUUGUUCGUGGUUUUAAGAAAAAGGGAAAAAAAAAAAAAAAAGAAAAAGAAAAAAAAAGUGCUAUGGCACUUCCAGGAAUAUUUGAGUCAACAAGCAAAAAACACAAACCAUCUCCAGGUGCCUCUGUUUUGCUUCCCAUAAAAAGUUUUCCUGGACAGUUUGCUGUAAAAGCCCUUUGGCUUUCUAGGUGGCAUUUUACAGGAUUUUCCUUCAGAGCUGUCUUCACAAUCCAGAGCUCUUUCCAAUGGGCUUACGAAGACUUCAGUUUGCUUGCAUCCAGGAAAGUGAAUUUUAAUCCGUGCUUUCAUUCUGGCACUGAGGACCUGUUCUUGCCCAAAGAUCUGUGGUUUGGGUGUUUGCUCAUCAGCAAAUGUGACACUGAAUUGCUUAACAAGGUUUGUGGCUCGUUACACCCAGCUUGAGUAGCAGCAUAGAGAGAAUACCUCAUCAUCACUAAUCAUGUCUGGUAUCGCUCCUUCAUGCUGGCUGAAUGGGAGCAAAGGGUGGAGUCUAAGCCUUUCAGUCUUCCUGGGCUGAGGCUUGCCUGCUGCUCUCAAGUUUGCCUUCUUUCCGUCAAGUAUGUAAUGGAAGUUGGAGAAUAUCCUCUUUAAAAAUAGGAACCAAAAACCCACUGAAGAUUUGGCUAUUUUAUUUUAUUUUGGCUGGCUUUGUUGGUAUUAAAAAUUAUUUUAUAUCCUGUUUUCACUGUCUUUACACCAAUGGUUGAAAGCAGUAUUUGGUCUGUGACUUUACUGGAGAGGGAAAAUCGCAGGCUCCAAGAAGCUAGCAUGAGGCUGGAGCAAGAGAACGAUGACCUUGCCCAUGAGCUUGUUACAAGCAAAAUUGCCUUACGGAAUGACCUGGACCAGGCUGAAGACAAAGCUGAUGUUUUGAACAAGGAACUUCUCCUGACCAAACAGAAACUAGUGGAGACAGAGGAAGAGAAACGGAAGCAGGAAGAGGAAACCGCUCAGCUGAAGGAAGUCUUCAGGAAGCAGCUAGAGAAGGCAGAAUCUGAGAUUAAGAAAACCACAGCCAUUAUUGCAGACUAUAAACAGAUUUGUUCCCAGCUGAGUACCAGGCUGGAAAAACAGCAGGCAGCCAGUAAAGAUGAACUGGAAGUUGUGAAGGGUAAAGUGAUGGCCUGCAAACACUGCAGUGAGAUUUUCAGUAAGGAGGGGACACUGAAGCUGCCUUCUCUAAGCACGGAGAAUAAAGGCAUAGAAACAGAUGACGAGAAGGAUGCACUGAAGAAGCAGCUGAGAGAGAUGGAGCUGGAACUUGCACAGACCAAACUGCAGCUUGUGGAAGCCAAGUGCAAAAUUCAGGAGCUGGAGCACCAGAGAGGAGCCCUUAUGAAUGAAAUCCAAGCUGCCAAGAACUCUUGGUUUAGCAAAACUCUGAACUCUAUCAAAACUGCCGCAGGCACACAGCCACCACAGCAGCUUCAGCAACCCCUGCCACCCAAAGAGGGCAGUACAUAGUUCCAGCCAGACCUGAUACAAGAGCACAAAGAACACAACUGAAACCCUGGAGGAUUCUUCCAGUGGUCUCUCCUCUUGGGUAAAGGACAAAAGGCAGGAGUGCAGGCUUGAAAUGAAAUUCUUCAAUGUUUUUCAUUCAUUCUGAUGUGAUCCUUUUCAAAAGGGGAAAAAUAUUCUGUUUUAUGUUGAAUUCCUACUUCCCAAACUGCCUUGCUGAAAGCCACGUUCUGAUACCUUCAUACUUUUACACUUUAUUUUAUAUGACUAGAUGUUAAAAUGAAUAAAUAAUUCAAAACUAGUUCUUUAAUACAUGACUAAUUAUUCAAAAUUAUUUUUAUCUUGCAUAGAAGGUUUGUGUUUUUUUUUUCUUCUGGAGGAAGAGAGAAUGGAAAAUGUAAAGUACUGCAGCAUAAUCUCUUCACAGAAAGCACAGUGUAACAAGUACUAGUGUGUGUGUGAGUGUCUAGGAUAACUUAUGCCCUGGGACCAUCUCAGAAGUUUAUCGCAGUGACUACGUCCUGCAGAAAAGCACUUUUUGUAAAGCUUAGGCCAUAGUAAAGAAGCAAAGAUAGUCUUGCACUGUCUUGGCACAAUUGUUUGUGAGCUUCCCUGAUAAUUUCAUAGUUUUGAUUGUUUUUUCUUCAGAAAUGCAAAUAGUGCAGUUCUUUGUAGCACUGAGUAGCACUGUUGUUUAUUUACAAUUGAACUGGAAUUUAACAUAGUUACCUAGUUCCCCUUUUUUAUUUCAUGUUUAUACUAAGAACACCAAGAAAGAAUUCCUUCCACUGGGAGAAAGGGAAAACUGUUCAACAUUUAUUCAGUGAUUUUGCUGAUAAGCCAAGUGAAAACCUUGCAUAGUUCUGACUUUUUGUAAGUCCUGUGCAAUAAAGGGUAGCUUUUAUGAAUAAAAUUAACAAAACCUUUUCCCUGGGUCUAUAUUCAAAUUUUGAGUUUUACACAGAAGUGAGGUAUCAAAUAAAACAAACAACAGGCUUUUGCUGCACUGAUGAAUAAAUCACCACAAAAACAAGAUCAAUUUGCUAUAAAUAUUUGGCUAGGAAAUGCUAUAUCGGUAUUACUUAUUUUUAUAAAAACAAGCAUUUUCAACUGGAAUACAAAACUUAGACUUUUCCCAUGGGAUAGACUUCUCUGAUGAUUCCCAAACCUCUCUGGUUGUUUUAUAUCUCUAAGGUAAGAAAAUUCAAAAGUGUUUGUUUUGAUUGAACAUAAAGUGUUUAUAGAAAUACUUCUUUCAUGGAAAAUUAAACUAUUGCUUGAACUGAUGGAAUAUUUUUUUAAUUAUACUUGUCAUGUCUAUAAGGUGGUCUUGCAGAUAAAUAUCAUUGCUGGACAAAAGGUUGUGUAUUAAUUGUUCCAUUUACAAAAUUGUUCCAAGUACAUUUGUUCUCUUUUGAUCUUUUUUAAUUCAAAGGAAUGCCAUAUCUUGUCCGUUUUGUACAAUAAAAUUUAAUGAUAC